UUUGUUUUUUAUUUUAUUGAAACUAUGUCCAGCUUAUUAAGAAUUGGCCGUAUGUUGCCUGUAGCGACCAGAGCUACACGUUAUGCUUCACCUGCAUUGGCAUCUAUGACACAACGAUUGGCUUCAAGCUUCUCACCACUACAACAACAACAACAGCAGCAAUUGGAUGAAGUUCUUCAAUACAGAGAAAAGCCCGGAUCUUUAUCUUAUUUUACUGGCAAUUACAAAUACAAUGACCUCUUGAUCGAAUUUGAUGCACUUUACAAACGCUUCGAGAACUGGAAACCUACGGAUCAGGUGGUGAAUGUACCUUCUGAUCUUUUGGAUGUGAACAGUGACAAAGUAUAUUCCUGGAAGCAACGUGACAAGAUGUCUGAACUUUUGAGUAUCCCACUCACCACUUCACAAUGGAGAAAGAUCACAACGCAUCUUAGUGCCCUUGCUUCUUUACCAAAGCCUUUGCCUGCUGCUGUUGCCAAAAUGCUCGAACCUUAUGAACGUUUUGAUGCCACUCAACAAAGCAGUGGUGACAACAAGACACGUACACUGGAUGACAUGGGCCGUGCUUAUGCUGCUGGCCGUAGAAAGGAAUCAAGUGCUAGAUGUUACCUUGUGGAAGGUGAAGGCAAGGUGCUUGUCAAUGGGUUGGAAUUAAAUGAGUAUUUCCAACGAUCUGUUGAUAGAGAUCAAGUCAAUUUGCCUUUGGAAGUGACUGACAACAAGGAUAAGUUUAAUGCUUGGAUUGUUGUUAAGGGUGGUGGAAGUACUGGUCAAGCACAAGCUAUUAAGCUUGGUCUUGGUAAGGCUUUAUUGAUUCACAAUAGUGAAUUGAAGCCUGUUUUACGUAAAGCUGGAUGCAUUACACGUGACCCCAGAGUGGUUGAACGUAAAAAGGAAGGUCAAAGAAAGGCUCGUGCAAAGUAUACCUGGGUCAAGCGUUAAAAUUUUUUUUAUUAUUAUUGUACUGUAUAUUUUUCACUAUUAGAGAUAAAAAAAAAAAAUAGGUGAUUUUUAUUAUAAAUAGCAUCUAGACACACUUUGUUUUUUAUUUUUAUUUUUUUUUUAAAGUUUAGCCUUGACAGCUUGUACCUUAUUAGCAAGACUUUCAUAGAGUUGAGCAAUUUGGCUUUCAUAGUACUUUUUUGCUU
Gilbertella persicaria is the source of this 1148-nucleotide messenger RNA. RefSeq names its product ribosomal protein S9/S16-domain-containing protein. NCBI's taxonomy places the organism in Eukaryota, Fungi, Mucoromycota, Mucoromycetes, Mucorales, Choanephoraceae. Gene Ontology annotation, cellular component: mitochondrial small ribosomal subunit; ribosome. The record is from RefSeq and is a predicted model, not a curated record. Gene Ontology annotation, biological process: translation. The coding region runs from base 25 to 942 and encodes 305 amino acids. The transcript has 2 exons. Gene Ontology annotation, molecular function: RNA binding; structural constituent of ribosome.